Messenger RNA from Rhopilema esculentum, 1487 nucleotides. RefSeq lists its product as uncharacterized. The record is from RefSeq and is a predicted model, not a curated record. Lineage: Eukaryota; Metazoa; Cnidaria; Scyphozoa; Rhizostomeae; Rhizostomatidae.
UUCUUCAGUCAAUUCAAUAUCUUAUUGAAUUAUCGGCCAAGCCGGCCACGUUUUAUCUACAUUAUCAUCCUGUUACUGUUAUUUCAAUCUACAAUUACCUAGUUUCGGCCAUGGCAUAUCCCAUUCAAACAUUAUCCCUUUUAUGGGAUUGAUAUACUAAUUUCUCGAAAGGAAAUCCGUAUUGUGUAUAUGACGUUAGGAAAACCCUUUCUACUGUGCAUGCAUCGUCAUGCUGUUUUGGGGCCUUAGCAUUGAAAUAUAUAUAUUUUUGAAGUAGGUAACAAUGAAACGAAUUGAUCCUUUUUGUCCCCAUAAUGUUAUCUUCCCCCGUCUUAUUGUGUGCCUCCGUUACAUUGUCAAUUUUGGCAUGUUCCCCAGCUUUGACAUUAUAAAUGCAGUAAAAGACAGCUCACUUGCUCAAAAAUAGUUCAUUUGAUGCCGAGUUUGUGAGGAAGAGCUUCUAAUCAUGCAUUGCUUUCACGUUUUGUUCGCGUUUGUCACUUGUUGGCUUGUUGACGUCAUCACCGGCCAUGGAAGGCUCAUCGACCCACCAGCUAGAAAUUCAAUGUGGAGAUACAAUUUUCCAAACCCACCCAAUUACAACGACAACGAGUUAAACUGUGGUGGAUUCUCUUUUCAGUGGAACAAUGAUGGCAAAUGUGGGGUGUGUGGUGAUCCCUUUGGCAAAGAACAAAUGCAUGUUUACCCUGGAAAGUACGCCAACAACAUCAUUUCAAAAACAUACAAAAAGGGGCAGGUAAUCACCGUCAAGGUGGAACUUACAGCCAACCAUAAGGGCUAUUUUACCUUCAGAAUUGGUGAUAUCGGCAACCCACCAAUCACGGAAGAGAAGCUUAGUCACGAGCUCACUGUAGCUGGCACUGCUGCUACGAGGUACUAUCUGCCCGCAGGUUCGAUGAACGAGAUUUUCACCGUUUCCUUGCAGCUGCCAAUGAACUUAGUGUGUCGACAGUGUGUGCUUCGUUGGAAGUACACUGCUGGUAAUAACUGGGGAACAGGCACAGGUGGGGCAGGGGCUGGCCAUGGAAAUCAGGAGACUUUCAUUAAUUGUGCUGAUGUCAGCAUCGUAAAUGGUGAUGGCUCUGUUCCAAUGGGACCUGUGCCCCCUAUUCCACCAAGUCAACCCAAACCUGCGCCAAAUCCAGCCCCCGCUCCGAAUCCAAACCCAGCCCCCGCUCCAAAGCUACCAAUACCCCAGCCACAAGUUCAAAACUGUCGAUCAGCCGGAGCUUAUGCAGGUCAGAAGACAAUAGACGUCUGGUGCCAAUCCAAUUGUCCUGCAUACUGCCCAGUGACCCACUGCAUUUGCAGCUGAAGAUGCUCACGAAGUAACGGACCUGUAACAGAACUUCCCUAAUUUAUUACGAUUGCACUUUGUGGUAACUGCAUUAAGUAUUUAUUUAAAUUAUUAGAUUUUCCAUUUGCAUUAUGUGUUGUCUGUACUCAACCAUAAAUUGUUGUCAAUU